Rhagoletis pomonella (apple maggot) is the source of this 1712-nucleotide messenger RNA. RefSeq names its product maltase A2-like. The record is from RefSeq and is a predicted model, not a curated record. Gene Ontology annotation, biological process: carbohydrate metabolic process. Bases 1 to 1653 code for a protein of 550 amino acids. The transcript has 6 exons. NCBI's taxonomy places the organism in Eukaryota, Metazoa, Arthropoda, Insecta, Diptera, Tephritidae.
AUGCCGCGCGACUUAUUACGCUUAAUAACAAUAGCGCUGCUCUGCGCCUGCAGUGCUUCUGCAUCAACCGAAGUUGACUGGUGGGAGGACGCAACACUCUACCAGAUCUACCCGCGCUCCUUUAUGGACAGCGAUGGCGACGGUAUCGGUGAUUUGAAUGGCAUUACAUCCCGUCUUGAAUAUUUCAAGGAAAUCGGUGUAACAGCUGCAUGGAUUUCGCCCAUCUACGAGUCUCCCAUGGCGGAUAUGGGUUACGAUGUAGCUAAUUUCACCAAUAUCGAUCCGCUCUUUGGUACAUUGGAUGACUUUGAUGUGAUGAUUGAAAAGGCGCAUAAAUUGGGACUAAAAAUUAUUAUGGAUUUCGUACCGAAUCACUCGAGCAAUGAGUGUGAGUGGUUUAAAAAGUCCAUACGUCGUGAAGAUGGCUACGAUGAUGUUUAUGUAUGGUCCGAUGGUAAGAUCGAUCCAGAAACGGGUGAGCGUCAGGAACCAAGCAACUGGUUGGCAGCCUUUGGUGGUUCGCAAUGGACUUGGAACGAAGAACGCCAGCAGUACUAUUUACAUCAGUUUCUGGCCGAGCAACCGGACUUCAACCUCAGCAAUCCAUUGGUACGGCAACAUUUAAUCGAGGCCUUAGAGUUUUGGCUUGAGCGUGGUGUAGAUUCAUUUCGAAUAGAUGCAGUGCCGUUUUUCUAUGAAACACAUUAUGAAAAUGGCACUUUCCCAGAUGAGGUCAUUAGAGGAGAUCAUACAAAGAACCGACCCGAAAACCCCGAACCAUUGUACGAAUGGCGUGAGUAUUUGGAUGAAUACACGAGAGUACAUGGUGGGGACUCUAGAAUCCAAGUUGCGGAAGCUUACGCGCCCGUAGAUGUUUUGGCCACUUAUAUAUCAAAUGGUACGCAUAUUGGUAGCCAGAUGCCAAUGAAUUUUAAUUUCAUUGAAUUACGUACCUCAACGACGGCAGAGGACAUAGAACAGUGCGCUAAAGAGUGGAUGGAUGUCAUGUGGACGGGGCAUAAGAUGGCCAAUUGGCAAAUAGGAAACCAUGACAAUGGCCGCCCAUCAUCACGCAUAGGCAUCCACACCGUGGAUACCAUGGUAUUAAUAGUUCAUGGGUUGCCCGGCGCAUCUGUUAUUUAUUACGGCGAUGAGAUUGGCAUGUCUGAUAUGGACAUAGACUCUGAUAAUUUCCGAGAUCCAGAGCGCACGCCAAUGCAAUGGGACACAUCGGAGAAUGCCGGCUUCAGCACAGGCAACUCCACUUGGCUGCCCGUAAAUCCUAACUACAAAUAUAUCAACGUACAGACGGAGCGGGGCGUGGCACGUAGCACUUUGAAUAUAUGCAAGGGAAUAAUUAAGUUAAAGCAGACUGCGGCCUUCAAGGCUUUCAAGGAGGAUGGUGGCUUUUCGUAUGGCGCGCUGUCGAAGCAAGUCUUUCAGAUAGUCAGAACUGCUGCUGGUAUCGAGGAGUACCGUAUACUAGCGAACUUUGGUAGUGCGAUAGAACACUUUGAUGGUUUGACCAACAAGACUAUGGAGUAUGUGCUGCUCACUUCAUAUUCACCGCACAAUUAUGGCGAUAAAGUUGACUUAAGUAAACGCAUUUAUCUGAUGCCUUAUGAAGCGGUUGUACUUCGGUGGAUUGCGUAAUAUAUGUGCGCAUUCGUUUGACCACUUCCAGCUUUUUCUCAUAUACCUGUGCAAAGGCA